AUGGCCCCCCAAAUCAUCAAGGCGCGCGAGGCCGAUCCGCCGCGCGUCCAGCGCGGCAACCUCUUCGACUUUCUCUACAGCAAUCCCAACAAGGUCGACGAGAACAAGGCGGCAUAUAUCCGACUCGACGGCAAGAAGACCACGCGCAAGCAGCUGCACGACGACUCGCGUCGACUCGCCUAUGCGCUGCGACACAAACUCGGCCUCCAGCCCGGCUCGAGGGUGGGCAUCUUCUCGCCCAACAGCACCGCAUAUCCGUGGAUCGUCCAUGCCGGUCUCUGCGCAGGCGUGGUGCUCGUGCCCAUGAACGCCGCGUACGGCGCCGAGGAGCUCGUGCAUCCCGUCCACGACGCCGAGAUCGAGUACAUCUUCUGCCACCAGAGCGUGCUCAGCACCGCACGCGAAGGUCUCGAACUCGCCAAGCUCGGCCCCAAGUCAAAAAACGGCCAGAACCGUCUCUGGAUCCUCGACGACGGCGACAGCCUCAAGAAGGGCGACAAGGGCGAGGUCGACGCACGCACGCUCCUCGGCGACGGCAGGCUCGACACGCACAAGGUGGUCGACGACCGCACCGAGGAUGCCUUUGUCGUCUACUCGAGCGGCACCAGCGGCAAGCCCAAGGGCGUCCAGCUCGUGCACGGCAACCUCACCGCCGUCACCACCGCCAUCGUCUCCACGUUUGGCGACGCCAUCGGGCCCAACGACCGCUACGUGGGCGUGCUGCCGUCGUUCCAUAUCUUUGGCCUCGCCAAGCACAUGUUCAAGAGCAUCUACAUUGGCGCCGAGUGCAUCGUCGUGCCGCGCUUCGACCUCGACGUCUUCUGCUCCGCCGUCGAGAAAUUCCAGUGCAACAUCAGCUACGUCGUGCCGCCCAUCCUCGUGCUGCUCGCCAAGGACCCGCGCGCCAAAAAGUACAACCUCAAGAGCCUCAAGUGGGUCAUGUCCGGCGCCGCGCCGCUCGGCACCGAGCUCAGCCUCGAGGUCGAGGCCGCCCAUCCCGGUCUGCGCGUCACGCAGGGCUGGGGCCUCAGCGAGACCUCGCCCACCGCCACUUUCGCCAGGCCGGACGAAUACCACGACCACAUGGGCAGCUGCGGCCGUCUGCUCGCCGGCGUCGAGGGGCGUCUGGUCGACGAUGACGGCAACGACGUCGGACACGAGCAGGGCGACAACGGCAAGCCGGGCGAGUUCUGGGUGCGUGGGCCCACCAUCAUGAAGGGCUACCUCAACAACAAGGCGGCGACGGACGACUGCAUCACCGAGGACGGCUGGUUCAAGACGGGCGACGUGGCCAUCAUGAAGGACGGCUUCUUCUGGAUCGUCGACCGCAAGAAGGAGCUCAUCAAGUACAAGGGCUUCCAGGUGCCGCCCGCCGAGCUCGAGGCCACGCUGCUCUCGCAUCCCAAGAUCGCCGAUGUGGCCGUGAUCGGCGUGCACGACAAGGCGCAGGCGACCGAGCUGCCGCGCGCGUACGUCGUGCUUAAAGAGGAGGUGGCGCAGAAGGAGAACGCGGAGCAGGUCGCCAAGGAGAUCAUCGAGUGGACCGCAUCCAAGGUCGCCAACCACAAGAAGCUGCGCGGCGGCGUGAGGAUCAUGGAGGUGAUUCCCAAGAGCCCGUCGGGCAAGAUCCUGCGUCGCUUGCUGCGUGACGAGGCGGCCAAGGAGGGCAACUAG
Moesziomyces antarcticus is the source of this 1674-nucleotide messenger RNA. RefSeq names its product amp binding protein. The transcript has a single exon. NCBI's taxonomy places the organism in Eukaryota, Fungi, Basidiomycota, Ustilaginomycetes, Ustilaginales, Ustilaginaceae. The record is from RefSeq and is a predicted model, not a curated record. The coding region runs from base 1 to 1674 and encodes 557 amino acids. Gene Ontology annotation, biological process: secondary metabolic process. Gene Ontology annotation, molecular function: CoA-ligase activity.